AUGGGCGUGCGCAUAGCCACCUUCGCAGCGAGCUUGGCGGCGUUAGCGGGUGCAAAGGUCUUCAGAUCUCCAGUACUUAUUCUAUUGGUGGCUGUCGGAACCUAUGUGGGAGGCGCGCUUUGUUUGGCGCUUCGCUGCUGGGCGAUGUACCACAGAGCUUCGUCGUGGCGGCUUUCCCACCUCUCCCUUGGCUCAGUAGAGGCAGCAGAGCUGGCCUUCCGCCAGGGCACGCCGUACCUGCUGGUGUGUGGUGGUGAGUUGGUCCGUGAUGUCCUUGGAGCAAAGCUUGGCGCAGACUUAGCGAGGCAUGGCGGCAUGCUGGCAUUCUUCUCCAGUGGCCACUUCAAGCAGCUCAGUGAUUUUGCACCCAUUUCAUCCACUUUGCCUUCACCUUCGUCACCCUCACCUUUCGAUGGGAUCGAUUUGGCCGCAUUGCAGCCGGUGCUGAAACUGGAUAGGGAGGCGCUUGACACAUUGUCCAACUUCACGACCUUUGUACGACAUUUGGAGAGGCAAGGCCUGAUGCAUAGGUACAAUCGAGAUGCCGCCGUGGAUGUGGUGAUUGUGACCUCCAAGUAUCAUGUGCGGCGAGUCUGGGCUCUUGCGACAGUUGUGCUUGGAUCUCAAGGUCUCUCUUUCCACAUUGCUGAAGCGCCAUCCGAGAAGCAAGCCGAGAGCCUUUUACGCUGUGCACGAGAUGUGCUACGUGCUUUGCUUUGGCUUGGCACAGGCUUUGAAGGCGAUGUACUUGCUGGUCUGGCACAUCGAGACCGACGCGACUUUCGUGCUUGGUACCGACAGCGAGGACGAGCAGGAAAGGAUCACUGA
This is a messenger RNA of Durusdinium trenchii, 828 nucleotides long. The record is from the annotation of a GenBank genome assembly. Lineage: Eukaryota; Dinophyceae; Suessiales; Symbiodiniaceae.